This is a messenger RNA of Cajanus cajan (pigeon pea), 2521 nucleotides long. Its product is annotated as structural constituent of nuclear pore. Gene Ontology annotation, cellular component: nuclear pore central transport channel; nuclear pore. Lineage: Eukaryota; Viridiplantae; Streptophyta; Magnoliopsida; Fabales; Fabaceae. The record is from RefSeq and is a predicted model, not a curated record. Gene Ontology annotation, biological process: protein import into nucleus; RNA export from nucleus. Gene Ontology annotation, molecular function: structural constituent of nuclear pore; phospholipid binding.
AGAAAUGGUGGUUUGAAAUGAGUGUAGUAAAGUAAAGCAAAGCAAAACCCCGAAACCUAAAGACACAAAUCGAAAACCCCUCUUUUUGAAAAACGAAAGACACACUCCUGACUGAGAGCGCGCAACAAUGUCGGGUUUCUCCUUCGGAUCCUCUUCCUCUUCUUCCACACCUUCCUUUUCCUUCACAAACCCAUCCUCUUCCUCCUCCUCUUCUUCCCCAUUCUCAUUCACAUCCUCCCCCUCCCUCUUCACCACCACCACAAACCCUACCUCCGCCGCGGCCUCUUCGCCCUCCCCGUUAAAUUUCUCCUUUGCUCCCUCUUCUUCCUCCUCCGCCGCGUCCGCCACCGCUCCUUCAAUUUUCGCCGCUGCCACUUCCGCCUCUCCCUUGUUCGGCGCUGCUUCCUCCUCCGAAACGACGCCGUUUGGUGCAGCCUCCCCUGCGACGACGCCGUUUGGAGCAGGUUCAUCCUCGCCAUUCGGUGGAACGUCUUCAGUUUCAACGAAUCUGUUUGGAGGUACCUCCUCAGCUUCAGGGACUCUAUUUAGUGGAACGCCCUCGGCUUCGACGAGGCCGUUUGGCGCAAUGUCCUCCGCAUCAGUAACGCUGUUUGGUGGAAACUCAUCUGCUUCAACGACGCCGUUUGGUGCAGCGUCUUCAACUUCAACUUCGACGACGCCGUUUGGUGGGGCGUCCCCUGCGUCGGCGCUGUUCGGAGGGACGUCUUCUUCGUUUGGUGGAACAGCUUCUGCAACGACGCCGUUUGGAGGUAGUAGUACCCCCUCUGCCUCAACGCCAGCUUUUGGGGCAUCUUCUUCUGCCGCAUCGUUGUUCGGAGGAGGAUCAUCCUCAGCUGCAACGACGCCGUUUGCAGCGUUGGCGGCUUCUUCAGGUGCAAGUAGCUCUCCUUUGUUCUCAGGUGCAUUUGCCACAACUGGAGCUUCUUCGUCCUCGGCCUCAACGACGUCGUUUUCAGCGUUUGCAAAGCCAUCUGCUCCAACCACUACAACGACGUCGUCUAGCUCGUCGGGAUUCUCCUUCGGAACCCCUGCUUCCUCUGCUUCUCAACCCUCUUUUGGGUUCCCCAAUGUAGCUUCGGGUUCGGCUUCAGCUUCUUCUUCAGCUGCUUCCGCGGCUUCUACCGCACCGGCGUCCAAGGCACCGGGUUCGUUUUCGUUCACCACGUCUUCGGCGCCGCUGUUCUCAACGGUGACAACCACCACUGCUUCAACCGUGGGCACCGGGAGCACGACCUUGUCGCCGUCUGUGCCUGCCUUUGGUGCUUCCGCGGCUUCUUCUGCUGCUGCUGCUGCUGCGAGUGCCUCCGCGGCUCCUGCUGCAUCUUCUUCCAGUGGAGGAUCAUCUUUUACAGGAUUUGGCGUGGGAAGCACGUCGUCCACUGCUUCUUUUGGGACUGGGUUUGCCUUUGCGAAUAAGUCAUCAACGCCGGCAGUUUCUAGUGUUACUACUUCUGCAUUUGGGGUGAGCACGUCAUCCUCUACUGCUCCAGCAAUUUUGAGUUCCAGUACUGGUGCUACUCAGACAUCAACUGCUGUUGUUGUGGCUUCCACUAGUGGAACUACUUCAAGUGUCAGCACUACAGUUGCUGCUGCACCAAAAUUGCCAUCUGAAAUCACAGGAAAGACUGUGGAGGAGAUUAUCAAGGAGUGGAAUGCUGAGCUGCAAGAGCGAACUGGAAAAUUUAGAAAACAAGCAAAUGCAAUAGCUGAAUGGGAUCGCAGGAUUUUGCACAAUCGAGAUGUUUUAUUGAGGCUUGAGAUUGAAGUGGCAAAAGUUGUUGAGACACAAUCAAAUUUGGAGAGGCAAUUGGAGUUGAUAGAGACUCAUCAACAGGAGGUUGAUAAGGCAUUACAGAGUAUGGAGGAAGAAGCUGAACGAAUUUACAAGGAUGAGCGUGGAUUACUUCUUGAUGAUGAAGCUGCAUCUACAAGAGAUGCGAUGUAUGAGCAAUCUGAAUUGAUUGAAAGGGAACUUGAGCAGAUGACAGAACAAAUCAAAUCAAUUAUCCAAUCCCUUAAUUCAAACCAGGGUGGAGAACUUGAUACUCUUGAUGGAAUGACUCCAUUAGAUGCAGUGGUUCGAAUUUUAAAUAAUCAACUAACUUCUCUGAUGUGGAUUGAUGAAAAGGCUGAAGAAUUUUCUUCCCGCAUUCAGAAGCUAGCUAACCCAGGUUCUGCAUCUGCUUCAGAUCGUGAGAUGACGGGUCCAGGAUUCUGGAUGUUCUGAUAUUUCAAAUUGUACAGUAGUAUAUCAAUCUCUUAAAAAGUGAUGCUGCACCGAGUAGAUUUUCUUUUGUAUGAAAAGGCUAUUUUGUAUUUUUUUUUUUUUACCUAAGAUUCGGGAUGAAGCGUUUCAGAAUGGUUACUGUCGAGUUUUCUAUUGAUUUUCUCAAUAUUGCUUCGGAUAGGGACCCCCUUGAAAAAAUAACUGCAGGGGGUGAAAUUUCAUCUUUCACCGUACGCUUUUCUAUAAUUACAUUUUUAUUAAUAUUUUUUUGAA